GCGGCCGCCGCGCGCCGGUGGGGCGCGGGCGCGUGCGGGGCGCGGGCGCGUGCGGGCUGCGGGCCGGGCGGCGGCGGCGGCGGCUACGGCGGCGGCAUGGCGGAGAGCGAGGCCGAGACCCCUAGCACCCCGGGGGAGUUCGAGAGCAAGUACUUCGAGUUCCACGGCGUGCGGCUGCCGCCCUUCUGCCGCGGGAAGAUGGAGGAGAUCGCUAACUUCCCGGUGCGGCCCAGCGACGUGUGGAUCGUAACCUACCCCAAGUCCGGCACCAGCUUGCUGCAGGAGGUGGUCUACUUGGUGAGCCAGGGCGCGGACCCUGAUGAGAUCGGCUUGAUGAACAUCGACGAGCAGCUCCCGGUCCUGGAAUAUCCACAGCCAGGCCUGGACAUCAUCAAGGAACUGACUUCUCCCCGCCUCAUCAAGAGCCACCUGCCCUACCGCUUUCUGCCCUCCGACCUCCACAAUGGGGACUCCAAGGUCAUCUACAUGGCUCGCAACCCCAAGGACCUGGUGGUGUCUUAUUACCAGUUCCACCGCUCUCUGCGGACCAUGAGCUACCGAGGCACCUUCCAAGAAUUCUGCCGGAGGUUUAUGAAUGACAAGUUGGGCUACGGCUCAUGGUUUGAGCAUGUGCAGGAGUUCUGGGAGCACCGCAUGGACUCGAACGUGCUUUUUCUCAAGUAUGAAGACAUGCAUCGGGACCUGGUGACGAUGGUGGAGCAGCUGGCCAGAUUCCUGGGGGUGUCCUGUGAUAAGGCCCAGCUGGAGGCCCUGACGGAGCACUGCCACCAGCUGGUCGACCAGUGCUGCAACGCGGAGGCCCUGCCCGUGGGCCGGGCACAUUGCCUCUUUGCUCGGAAGAUCUCCUUGAGUUGGUGAGAAUGCAGGGCCGAGUAGCCAGCUGCAUUGCUUAGAUUUCAUUCAUGUCACAGCAUAAAUUGUCUUGAUUCCAAAUCCUAUACCAGGUGGGUGACUCCUCUGAUUAGCGCUCAGCUGUCUCAGCUGAGAAAAAUAAUCAUGGGAAAAUAUAGUUUGGUUGCACUAGUAGCUUUAGUACCUUCUAAUUCUGUCCCUUAGGUAUCGUUAAAGGGUUGCAAGAAUUUUUUUCUCUCUCCAACAUUGAUAAUUUUUUGUUACCAAAGAGAAAAUCUGUGUCACGUUGGGCAUUUUAGCUUACAUUUGCAGGGUUGCAGUUUCACACCUGAGGUCCUGCCCAGACAAGCACCAGUGUUAGUAAUGGAGCUAAUGAAGGAAGUUUGCUGGAGACAGAGCUCUGAUCUCAGAGGUGCUGACAAUGGAAAGAAUCCUAAACGAGCAGUUCUUUAAAAACAGGGAAGCAGUACUCGGGUGAUGUACUCACAGCUCCCGUAACUGGGAAGUUCAGACAUCUUCACAGUCACCGUUUCUAUUGGACCAGACCAACCUAAGGUUUUAUAUUCACAGUGGGAGCAAGGGCUUCUCGUCAUUUUUAGCUCUCUUGCUUUUCCAAAGCCUUCAUAAACCAGCACAGACCAGUGCCCGCAGCUUAGCCCACGGCUCAACCAUCCUUUGUGGCUUCCAGGAAGAGGUCUGGGUUUCUGACCAAGUCUGGGAUAGAGCAGCUGGGGGCCGUGCCCACACUCAUUAUAUUGUUGACUAAGGGAAUUCUCACUGCAGGGCACAUUUUGCAUCUAGUCUCUAAAGCUAGCUAAUGCUGCGACUGUUUUAUUCACUUUAAAUUCCUCCCCAGGGUUUGCGAGGGCAGGCUCCUUGAAAUUCUCACCUUCGGCCCAGUCAAGAGGGCUUCCUACCUGCUGUAAAAUUUUCUGCACCCUGGAUGAUUUUUUUUUUUUUUCCUUUUCAAAUUCUCCCGAAGCCAAUGACGCCUUGGUGGCGCUGUUGAGCUUCGAGUGAAUAAUGGCGGGGGGGACAGCCAGAGCUGCCUGCGAUGCCCUGAGCAGGGCACUCCCGUGGCAGAUCAUACUCCUUCCUGGGAUAUUUAUUAAACACCGGCCACGUGCCAGGUGCCGUUCUAGGUGCUGGGACUCAACACUGAACAGGAGUAGAGUCUCCCUGGCAGGCCCCAGUGAGGGGUACAGAAGGGCACCCGGAGGUGGUUGUGGCUCCCUGCACCACAGCCUCAGAGGGAAGCUGGUGCAGGUCAUGUUUUGCCAGAUCUAGUAGUUUCACAAAUGUUAGGCGAUCCACCUGGUCUGUAGCUCAGAUGGCCCUUCCUGCCCCUAUAGGCCAAGUUCAGAGGGGUCCAGGAAUAGAUCUGGAAUGUUCCAGAUCCAUUUCCAAGGCUUCCUUUAGUUCAGUAGCUGCCCUGACAGCAAGUGGCCACCGCAGUUGUUCUCUUGUUUGCAUUUCAGGGAGAGUUGGGCUGUGGAAGGACAUCUUCACUGUCUCCAUGAACGAGAAGUUUGACUUGGUGUAUAAACAGAAGAUGGGAAAGUGUGACCUCACGUUUGACUUUUAUUUAUAAUAAAGAAACAACAACCUGCAUGCUCACAAUACCCAGACACUGUACUAGCCAAAAGUCCUUGUAUGCAUUCAUUUAUUACUUGCUGGACAAACUCGAAGCAGCGUGUGAAACAGCGGGGAAGGGAAGAGCGGCGGGAGCGGAGGGAGUGUGGUGAUUCCCAACCCAGAGCAGCUGUCUCGCCUCUAGACCGUGCAGCCUCUCCGUGUCUGAAUACAAAUAGUCUCCACAUUGCCGUUCCGAGGGCCUGGACUGCAAGGAUAAAGCCUGUAAUAUAUGCAACUAGAAUGUCUGCCUUUUCAACCCCAUAUUAUUUAUUGUAUUUUAUAGAGCUUUUCACUGGAAAUCUACAUAAAUGUCAGUAAACCAAAUAAAAGUUCAUUUCCAAGGGGAAUCAGGAGCGAGCCACACCCGAAUGGUAGAAAGAUCUCAGGGUUAACUUUAUUUUUGUAGUUUUAUUAUCUAAGGCACAGCCAUUCUGUUCUCACUUGGUUCUGAGGUGAUGGUGGGAACAGAGGAUGCGCUGGGUAUGUUGGGGGGAUCUGGACACUUUAUUCUGAUGGAGUUCACUUCUUCAGAACCUUCCUGAAAUAAAGCAGAAACCAUUCACUAGGUCUUCAGAAAGGAUGUCCCUCUGCCAGAGACUUCCAGCGGGUGGCUCCAAAGGCCCAAGACUAGGGGCCCGCGGGACAUGUGCUGAGGGAAGCUGCCAGGUGAGGCCAGCAGAUGGGAGUCUCAUGCAGUCAGGAACAUUUGCAUGCAGUAAGCGGAGAGUCGGCCACCAAAGGACUGAGUUGCGAUCAGAAUUUGAGCUUAAUUCCGCAGCUUUACUUUUGUUUCCCGAAGUGAUGGCCUACUAGCUGGCAAGCAGAUGCUUAAUGGUUAAUUUCCAAAAACCCCGGGUCUUUAUCAUUCAGUUUGUUCUGUGCACCCGAGGCACUAGGCUGUGGGAGAGCCAUUUUGCGAGUGUAGCCCUGUUUCACUUGGAUCAGGUUGGCACAGCCGACUUCAUGUCUGUCCACCUCGUCCCUCCGCGUAUCUGUGGGAGUAAAGGUGAGGUGUUUAUUGCUUCACUGCCUAAUUUUCUGGCCCAAAGUCGCUGAAGUGAUGGAGACACGGGGGCCAGCAGCCAGCCAACCCCGUGGGGACGGGGGCUGUCUCUGUUAUUCAUAUGGCUGGGAAGCACCCAAAGUGGUGGUCAGGAGGGUUGCUGCUAUGGAAGGGGUCUCCGUUCUUGGUGCUGUCUUUGAAACGGGUGCAGAGAGGAGCUUGUGUUUUUGUUUGUAAAGGGGAGAAGCAUGGCCAGGCAGGUGGCACGUGGCAUUGCACGGUGGGCUCAGCAGCACCUUGCCUGUGUUUCUGUGAGGGAGGCUGCUUUCUGUGAAAUUUCAUUUCUAUUUUUCUAUUUUUAGUACUGUAUGGAUGUUACUGAGCACUACACAUGAUCCUUCUGUGCUUGCUUGCAUCUUUAAUAAAGACACAUUCCCGUGGCA
Molecule: messenger RNA, 3954 nt
Organism: Callithrix jacchus (white-tufted-ear marmoset)
Lineage: Eukaryota; Metazoa; Chordata; Mammalia; Primates; Cebidae
Source: RefSeq, a predicted model, not a curated record